Molecule: messenger RNA, 1266 nt
Organism: Thermochaetoides thermophila DSM 1495
Lineage: Eukaryota; Fungi; Ascomycota; Sordariomycetes; Sordariales; Chaetomiaceae
Product: ATP-dependent helicase-like protein
Exons: 2
Coding region: 1-1266 (421 amino acids)
Biological process (GO): double-strand break repair via homologous recombination
Cellular component (GO): cytoplasm; chromosome
Molecular function (GO): ATP binding; 3'-5' DNA helicase activity; four-way junction helicase activity
Source: RefSeq, a predicted model, not a curated record
AUGCAGCCCCUGAGUCUUUCAGGGCUCUUGAAGACUAACACCUUUUUGAGUUACAAUCGUCGUCUCACCUCUCUUAAGUCUUAUGCCAACGUCGACGCACGAACCCUCAACAGUAACACGCCGCCCUCUGAGCGCGAUUACAUCUACCAGGACCUCGCCACAGGCCAUCCGCGCACACGGCUUCUCUACGUCACCCCCGAGCUCUGCUCCUCCGAGCACUUCCGCCGGCAGCUCCGCCUCGUCCACGAGCAGCGCGAGCUAGCCCGUAUCGCCAUCGACGAGGCGCACUGCAUCUCCGAAUGGGGCCACGAUUUCCGAAAGGACUUCAAACGGCUGUCCUGGUUUCGAGAAAUGUUUCCUGAUGUGCCGAUCAUGUGUUUGACAGCGACGGCCAAUGAACAGGUUAGGCGGGAUAUUUUGACUACGUUGGGCCUGGACAGGACGCCGGAGAGACUGAAGAAUUUCACCAUGACUGCGCACAGGCCAAAUCUGCAUUUGGAGGUAAGGUUUACGAGUGAUCAGGCGAAUGAUCGGUUUGAUGAUUUUGUGACGUGGUUGAAGGGUGUUUAUGCGCGUCGGUCGCAGCCGGAGAGGAAAGCGGAGUUAGAUGCGGUGGGGGAGAGGGUACAAAACGUACCGGGGAUUAUAUACACGCUGUCAAGGGAUGAGUGUGAGAUGUUGGCCGCGGCACUCAGGCAAGAGGAGAUUGGGGCCAGGCCGUUCCAUGCGAAGCUGCCGAAAGAGGUGAAGGAGGAGACGCUGGCCAGAUGGAUCGCGAAUGAGCCGGGGUACGAUAUCAUCGUUGCCACCACCGCGUUUGGUAUGGGGAUCGACAAGGAGAAUGUUCGAUUUGUCGUGCAUUGGCGGCUGCCGAAGAGCUUUGAGGGGUAUUAUCAGGAGGCUGGGAGAGCCGGGAGAGAUGGGAAUGCGAGUUAUUGCUUCUUGUACUAUGCUCGUGAGGACAGGGAUCGGGUAUGCAAUAUGGUGAUGCGGGAUGGAGGACCGAAUGACACGAACCGGGAGGCAAGGAUGCGGAGUCUAAGUCGUCUGGUUGAAUAUUGCGAGAGCACGGAUACGUGUCGCCAUGCGUUUAUUUGCAAGUAUUUCGGCGAAGAGAAGGUGCCAGAGUGUGACUAUGCCUGCGACUGGCAUAAAGAUCCUCAAGGGCUGAAGAGGAGGAUGAUGGCCGGUUUGGCAAGCGAAGAGUGGGUGAGCACGCAGAGGGAAGAGGGCAGGUUCGAUGAUUACGAGUACUGGAGUGAAUGA